Molecule: messenger RNA, 1699 nt
Organism: Tribolium madens (black flour beetle)
Lineage: Eukaryota; Metazoa; Arthropoda; Insecta; Coleoptera; Tenebrionidae
Gene: gwl
Product: serine/threonine-protein kinase greatwall
Exons: 1
Coding region: 89-1666 (525 amino acids)
Biological process (GO): peptidyl-serine phosphorylation; intracellular signal transduction
Cellular component (GO): nucleus
Molecular function (GO): protein serine/threonine kinase activity; ATP binding
Source: RefSeq, a predicted model, not a curated record
UCUGUCAUUUAGUUCGCCAUCAGAUUUAAAUGCGGCAAAACGGUUUUUAACCCAAUUUUCGCCAAAACGCAUUUUUCACUAUGUUAAAAUGACCAACAACGAGCCCAAAGCUCCCAAUAUCCAAGAUUUUUGCAUAAUCAAGCCCAUAAGUCGCGGCGCUUUCGGUAAGGUGUUUUUGGGGUGCAAAAAGACGAACAUGGACGUGAUGUACGCAAUCAAAGUGAUGAAAAAGACAGAAAUGGUGAAUAAAAACAUGGUGUCGCAAGUGGUGAACGAGCGCAAUGCCUUGGCCCUCACCAAGAGCCCUUUUUGUGUGCAAUUGUACUACACCCUCCAGACGGCAUCGUCGAUUUACCUCGUCAUGGAUUACAUGGUCGGGGGCGAUCUCAAGAGUCUCUUAAGCGUCUACGGGUUUUUCGACGAGCCUAUGGCGACUUUCUACGUCGCUGAGGUGUGCCUCGCCCUCCAAUACCUCCACAGUCAUAGCAUAAUCCACCGGGACAUCAAACCCGACAACAUGCUCCUCUCCAAAGAGGGCCACGUCAAAUUAACCGACUUUGGCCUCUCCUGUGUCCAAAUUCACCGAGACUUGGAGAUAUCCGAUUUUGAAAACGCCACCCCCAAUCUCUGCACUCGCACCCCCGGCCAACUCUUGAGCCUCACCUCGCAUCUCAGUUUCGGUUCGGGGAACUCCCGGAACUGUGAAUUGAGCAAGUACGACGACUCGGGGGCCAAUUUAGAGCGACGGUUCGACUGCAACAGCUCGGCGUUGUCAGGAGUCACGUUUUUAUCGGCCGAGGGGGCUUCACUGCAAGUCACAGACAACAGCUCCUACCACACGUGUCAGAGCACCAACCCGGAAGACUCCAAUUGUGCCACGUCCCCCGUGAGUCGGCGAGGGUGCUACAAGAUACGAGGGGGCGACCGGAAGCGGAAACAACGAUCACCGAGUCCGGAAACCACCCGAAAAUCAUACAUAAAAACAGGUUUGACUGGCGAAAUGGAAAUUCUAAGAGUCGAUUCGACAAGUUCCCCCAAGGGGGUCACGUUCUCGACGCCGGUUUCGAAUCCAAAACCCAACAAAGUGAUAAUCAAAACGACAAGAUUUGAAAUUCCUAAAGACUCUGAUUGCAAAAAUGAAGAAAAUGUUGUUAGUCCCAUAACUCCGAAAACUCCCCGAACUCCGUAUAGAACUCCCAAGUCGGUGAAGAGGGGGCAGUGGAGCAGCGAUCAACGCAUUUUGGGGACUCCUGAUUAUUUAGCCCCCGAGUUGUUGUUGCAAAAGGGGCACAACUGUGCCGUGGAUUGGUGGGCGUUGGGAGUUUGCUUCUACGAGUUUGUCACAGGGAUUCCCCCAUUCAAUGAUGAAACUCCCCAACAAGUUUUUAAAAAUAUUCUCGAUCAUAACAUUGAAUGGCCCACUGAUGAUGAAGCUCUAAGCAAAGAAGUCGUUGAUGCUAUUGAAAGUUUGUUAACUCCGGAUCCGGAAAAGCGACCACAAGCCGCCGAAGUUAUGAAAUUAGAAGUUUUCAAAAACACCGAUUGGAAAAAUUUACUAGAAGCACAACCGCCAUUUGUACCUGAUCCUUAUGACCUGACUGAUACAGGUUAUUUUCAAGCUAGGAACGAGUUGCUUAAUUUUAAUAUAUCGAAUUUUGAUUUGUAAAGUUUUAUAUCGGAUAAUAAAUAUUUUAUUUUU